AUGAAGGUUGUCGUCGCUGCUGUCUCCGCCGCUCUCUUGUGCGUCAGUGCCUCCGCUGGUCCGAUCGAGAAGCGUGCUCACCUCGGCCUCACCUUCGUUCCUCCUUCUACUUCGCCUCUGAGCCAGUCACAAAAUUACGUCGGACACAACAAUGCUUCGCUGCCCAAGCGCGAGGUUGUGCCUGGUAAAGCAUUCGACCGUAUCAUCCAGAUCUGGCUGGAAAACACUGACUUCGAGGCUGCCAUCUCGACGCCGGCCUUGCAAGCUCUCCUCCCCGAUGGCGUUCUCUUCGACAACUACUACGCUGUUACGCAUCCCUCGGAGCCCAACUACAUUGCUUCGGUAGCUGGUGACUUUUUUGGCCUUGGCGAUGAUACAUUCAACCAUAUCCCCUUGAACAUCACCACUGCUUUCGACCUCCUUGAUGACGGUGGCAAGAACGGCAAGCCUAUUUCGUACGCGUGCUACCAGGAGAACAUGCCUUAUGACGGAUUUACGGGCUUUAACUACUCCUCUAAGAACUAUGUUACUCCAGGAGCGCCUGACUACACAUACUACGUUCGAAAACACAAUCCGUGUGCGAUCAUGGACUACAUCAGCUCAAACCAGUCGCGUGCGAUUUACAACCGCAACUUCAACGACCUUGCUGCCGACAUUGGCAACGAUGUCAUGCCUCAAUGGAACUUCAUCACCCCAAACAUGGUUAAUGAUGGCCAUGAUACGACAGCCGCCUUCUUCUCCAACUGGACUAGCUAUUUCCUUACCCCGAUGCUUAAGGAGCCCAAGUUCAACAACAACCGUACGCUUGUUCUGCUCACGUUCGAUGAGAACGAUAGCUACUCGGCUGCCAACCGCAUCUUCACGAUUGCUCUCGGAGGAGCGGUUCCUUCGAGCCUCAAGAACACUACAGACCACACCUACAUGACGCAUUACUCGGCUCUGUCGUCCAUCGAGGCCAAUUGGAAUCUGAAAUCGCUCGGUCGUGGCGACACGAACAAAACCAUGGCCAACGUCUUCCCCUUUUGGGCCGAGCUGUUUGGCUACCAGAAUACUCAGGUGGAUGAUGCCGAUAUACCCAUGACGAACCUGACGGGGAUCUAUGCAGGCCCGUUGAGUGGCACUGCGAACACGUUGUUCUAUGCACCUGUAGAUGUCAAGGUGAUUGGUGCCGGUGGUCAGCCUGUACUGGUCAAGAGUGGUCUCAACGUUUCUCAGACACUUGCUACGCUCGUCCAGACCAACUUGACGGCCUUGAACCAGAAGCCUGUCUGGGAGACUGAUCCUGGCUACAAAAACACCAACGUCUCUACUGGUUCUGGGUCCGGUUCGCAAUCCGGCACUUCGACUGCUAAGCCGAACGCUGGUGUGAAACCUCUGUUGGCCACAAGUGGCGUCUUGGCUGCUGCCGUCUUUGCCAGUGUCGCGACGCUCGUGUGA
Molecule: messenger RNA, 1437 nt
Organism: Mycosarcoma maydis (corn smut)
Lineage: Eukaryota; Fungi; Basidiomycota; Ustilaginomycetes; Ustilaginales
Exons: 2
Coding region: 1-1437 (478 amino acids)
Biological process (GO): phospholipid catabolic process
Molecular function (GO): hydrolase activity, acting on ester bonds
Source: RefSeq, a predicted model, not a curated record